AUGGCUCUCGCGAACGCCCUCACAUUCCUGAGCUUCGUAAUAUAUCUAAGCUAUGCCGCCCCGCCACCGAGUACACCAGUAAAUCCAGCAGCACCAGCAGCGUCAUCAUAUACUUAUAAACUGAAGUGCGUUCAGAUUCCUGCAGAAUUUGAUUAUGUCCUAUGGGUACUUGCCAACCUACCCGACUGUCAAAAUGCCAUAGCUACCUUUGCCGGAUUUGCACUCGACGACUACACUGCCAUCAAGAAAGGUCAACCCAUGACUGACUCAACUAUUAUUGCACCAACCUAUUUCGUCAUCGACGAGUGCGCGUUUACCUUCUAUCUGGAAGGAGACAAUACGAGCGCUGAUUUCAGCAAAGGCACAGCAACACAAUCAGCUUAUGGCAUAUUACAAGAUUGCGGCUUCUAUGGCGAGAUUGAUAUCACUGAUCAGCUUAAAGUACAAGUGAUGGAUGCGGUGCAGGCGCUGAGUGAAGCAAGCCAAAAUGGAAAUCCGGUCUAUCCACCGCAACUGGACCCUCGGCUUCUGCAGUUCGGGGGCGUUGCACCGCCAGGCUAUUACGGUGGUGCUACCAUGCCGGGUUUUGUGCCAAACAUCUCGGUGACAAAGCCACCUGCGAACUCGACCGGAACUCUGCGUGCGAGUUAUGCAUCGCCCAGUUACGCAAGCGCGCGUCGGCGGUGGGCAUAG
Messenger RNA from Bacidia gigantensis, 693 nucleotides. RefSeq lists its product as uncharacterized. NCBI's taxonomy places the organism in Eukaryota, Fungi, Ascomycota, Lecanoromycetes, Lecanorales, Ramalinaceae. Bases 1 to 693 code for a protein of 230 amino acids. The transcript has a single exon. The record is from RefSeq and is a predicted model, not a curated record.